Mesocricetus auratus (golden hamster) is the source of this 970-nucleotide messenger RNA. RefSeq names its product small integral membrane protein 24 (gene Smim24). The record is from RefSeq and is a predicted model, not a curated record. The transcript has 4 exons. Lineage: Eukaryota; Metazoa; Chordata; Mammalia; Rodentia; Cricetidae. The coding region runs from base 69 to 440 and encodes 123 amino acids.
AACCCCACCCGGGGCUCAGGCCGCUCACACCAGCCACCGGACGCCGACCUGUCUGCAGCGCGCUGGCCAUGGACACCCUGGGCAGGCUGCUCCUCCUGGCUGCACUGCUGCUGGCACCCGCCGAGGCCCAACAGGCCUCAGAGCGCCGCCUGAAGCCCUGGCUGGUGGGCCUGGCCGCUGUAGUGGGCUUCCUGUUCAUAGUCUUCGUCCUCAUGCUGGCCAACCGUGUCUGGUGUUCCAAACCCAGACCAAACGAUGAAGAGGUCACAGUCAGAAUGGAGGCCAGUGUGAAGGAGCACACGGAGCCAAGUAAAACAGAGAAGAAGAAGAAGAAUCAGAAAAAGCAGGUGGACAGGAAGAGUGGUCGCAGCAACGAGGGCUUGGAACUGGAGGAGAAGGGUUCCUCAGAUGACGAGAGAGACAAGAAAACAGCCCUGUGAAACUCCUGCGUGGGGGUGGGGUCGGGUGGCGGCUCCUUUGACACCAAGGAGCAGCUGUCAUGGAAAUCGAGACUGGUGACACCUGGAUCUCAAAACUGUCUCCAAAUGAGGCCAGCUCUGCACGCCAUGUGUGCGUCUACCAUCCACCCCUCCCCCAUCCGUGCAGUCACCGUCAGCCGGUGUCCUCUCCCAGCCCUCUGCUAGCCCCAGCCUGUGGUACCUCCACCCAGCUCCCUCCAGGCAGGGUCCUGGCGUCACCCGUCUGAGCGUUUGCUUUUCCCCAGUGGCCCUGAGCCCGAGCCGGAGCCCCUGUGCAGCUCCUGGAAGGCCUCUAACCCUCUAGUGGAAUUGUUUCUAGGAGGAGAGACGCCCUGUGCUUUUCAGCCAGGGUCUCUCUUCUCUGGACUCUGGCCCCCAUGGUCACCUGGCUCAUUGUGUGACCAGGGGAGGCUGUUUUCAGGGGACACUUCCAGCAAAGGCCACCAGGAGGAACCUUCCAGCACUCUCACUUAAUAAAUACCCUGAAUGCU